AUGGGGUCCGCCUAUAACCCGGAUGACGAUCCCAGUCCUUUAUCGUCCCCCUUAGGGCCCCUCUCGGAGUCACCCGAGACACAGUCUCCCUUUCGAAGACUGUCCUUGCAGACAGACGUGCCCUUCCGGAGGUCGGUCGAUAGCGCGUCCUCCGGAUAUGAUCCUCUUUCCAGGUCAGUACUGUCGUCGGAAAUUCUUUGCAGCGGCAACCGCAAUCAGACACUAUUGACACCUGCAUCGCGUGUCAGCAGAUCUCCUUUAUUCGAGAACGAGCAUGGCCUUGGUCCGACCGGGCUGGAUCGAAUCCGCCAGCAACAGCCGUCUCGUGUGCUGACACUACCAAACCUCUCCACGUCGUCGCUGGCUCCCGUGCCCGGCCAACGCGCGUCUGCGUCCACCCGUUCGCGCUCGUCGACUCGAGCCCAUCCCGCUCGCAUGUCGAUGAGCCAGAGUUUUGGAGAUCUGGAGGAUCUCCAUCGGUUCCCGCUGGAAUCGUUGCAUUCGUUUUCAUUCGCUCAGCAGUCAGAGGAACUCCUCCACAGCCGGCAUAAUAUUUUGAAGCGGUCGAUAGAUUUCAUGCGCGAUCGGAUAGGAUGGGCAGCCAGCAACCCCGGGAUCGCUAAUGCGCAGGCUCAAGUCAGUGGCGACUCGGAGAUCCAGGGUAUGAUGGACCUAUUGACGCGAGCAAAUGUCCUUGAAUACGACGAGACUGGCAACCGUGCCCGAGGACCUACCACCGGACCGGCCGAUAUCAAUGGCGACAACAUUUUCGAGAAGGCCUUUCACUCGGACUCGUCUUCGCCCAGCACUACGCAGCAACCGCCAAGUUCCGGGUCUCCGCUGGUCUCGGAUAACUCUCAGUUGUUGAGUCCCCUCCCCAGUGAUCGUAUUCCGCCCCAGCGAAUGGACCUCAAGAGCGCCCCUUCGUCCAGGCGCGUAAGCUUAAAACGUACAUACACGGAUCUCAGCACUGUGUCUCUCCAGAGCAAGCUGAUGGAGACUCUAGCACAACCAUACACUUCCACGGACCCGUUCGCCUCGCUCAGCUCGUCGAUGAAUGGACUGGGGUUCCCAACCCCGGCCUUGCAUACCCACAGCAGCAAAUGGACCCCGGUUUCACAGGCCGUCUUCCGGACCGAAGCCCAGGCACCAUGGACUAUUCUGGCCGCCAACGAUCUCUCCUGUCUUGUAUUUGGUGUCAAGCAGUCUGAAGUCCGCCGGCUCAGUAUCUUAGAGGUCGUACAGAAAGAGCAUCGGCAAUGGCUCGAGGACAAGCUCCGUGACCCCAGCACCGAUGCUACAGCCCGCGCACCUCUGCAGCAGCCAGAUAGACCCAAUGUCCGCGCAGCCAACCCCAAGUUCAGGGACCUCGGGAACGGGGUGACGGCGCAGUUGCUGAGUAAACCGUCCUCCCGGGAAAAAACACAACGCUCCAAGACGGAUGACGGGUAUGGAUCCAGCACGAGAAAUGUCCGCAACCCCAAUCAUCCGGCCACUAAGUCGCGCGGCGUCUUGUUGUGUGGCGAUGUGGUUCCGAUCCAGAAACGUAAUGGUUCGAAGGGAUCGGCUAGUGUCUGGGUUAUGGAGAAGCGCGGUGGCUUGAUCUGGGUGUUGGAAGAGAUCACGGAGAACAUUGCCUCCGUGCGCUGUGAUGGCAGUUGGCAUGUGGUGGAUGUCCAUGGAGAUGCCGACAAGAUUUGGGGUUCGUCGAUCGUCAAACCGGACCAGUUGAUCACCGAGCUUCUGCCCCGGUUGCCAUCCGAGUGCCUCGAAGGAUCGACAGAGGAAGGACUAGCUAAGAUCACCGAGUUGAAGCACUUUGCAGCAAACACUUCGGCCGGCGUGUGUAUCCCUGUUGCCGUGACCAAGGGAGAAGGGGAUCGCACACUCCAAGUAUCAAGUUUCCCUCACGUUGCCGGUAUGAUGGUGCUAUCGUCUUCGAGUUUGAAUGUGAUCAGCUCCAACUCCGUGUUCUCGUCGGCACUAUUCGGCCAAGAACGUCCAGAGGGCAGGCAUAUCACGGAACUGGUGCCCGGGUUUGAUGAUAUUCUGGAUAUAUUGACCGAGGAGGACAAUGUGCCCUUGGUGGACGGUAUCGUGAUUCCUGAACACAGCUUCCGGCGCGCGCGGACAUUGUCAAUUCUGCGUGAUGGCAAAUCCAAUGCGGCAUCUGUCUUCACGGAGCCCAGCGGUCUGCUGGCUAAGCAUCGGGAUGGAUCGACCAUCGUUGUGGAUAUCCAGUUGCGGGUUGUCAAGAGCGGUAGCUUUUUCUCGAAGGAGCAGGCCGAAAAACUCAGCGAUCUCAGCAGUGACUCGGACGACAGUGACGACACUAUUGCUGUCACGGAGCUGGUUUAUGCCUUGUGGGUCACUUAUUCGCGACAUAUCCAUGCCGCCGGAGCUGCGACGAACCUCUCCGCGGCGUCGUCGCUGCCAACCUCCAAACCUAUGUCUCCAAACCCCAUAUCUACGGCGGAUUUCCCGGCCCCGAUGUCCUCUGGUACGCCGUCUCCGGAUCAGGGCACGCCUUCUGUGGAAAUCCAGGCCCCGACUACGACGCUCAGCCAACAGCUCACGCAGGCCGCGUCGGAGCCGCUGAUCGACCGGUCUGUACAGCCAGUCCCCGAGGUGAAUCUGCUCAAUGCGAAGAAAGAGCCUCCCCAGAAACGGACAAUCAACGACUAUGUGAUUCUGGAAGAAAUGGGCCAAGGUGCAUACGGGCAGGUCAAGCUGGCACGAUUGAAGAAGCAACCCAGCAAGAAGAUGGUGCUCAAGUACGUCACGAAGAAAAGGAUUCUCGUGGAUACCUGGACUCGAGAUCGCCGCCUGGGGACCGUGCCGUUGGAGAUCCACGUGUUGGACUUUUUGCGGCCAGACGGCCUGAAGCAUCCGAAUAUUGUGGAGAUGGAGGGCUUCUUCGAGGACGACAUCAACUACUACAUCGAGAUGAUCCCGCACGGGCUGCCUGGUAUGGACUUGUUCGAUUACAUUGAACUCAAGGCCACCAUGGACGAGUCCGAGUGCCGUAACAUCUUCAAGCAGGUUGUCAGCGCGAUCCACCACUUGCACACCAAAGCGCUGGUGGUGCAUCGGGACAUCAAAGACGAAAACGUGGUGCUGGACGGCGAAGGGCGGAUCAAGUUGAUCGACUUUGGCAGCGCGGCGUACAUCAAGAACGGACCGUUUGAUGUGUUCGUGGGAACGAUCGACUACGCCGCCCCCGAAGUCCUGCAGGGCAAAUCCUACCGUGGCAAGGAGCAGGAUAUCUGGGCUCUGGGGAUUCUGCUGUACACCAUCGUCUACAAGGAGAACCCGUUCUACAACGUCGACGAAAUCCUCGACCACCCACUGCGCAUCCCUUUCCUGCCUUUCUCGGAAGAAUGUAUUGACUUGAUCCGCAAGAUGCUGGACCGCGACGUCGACAACCGACUAACUGUUACUGAGGUGCUCGAACAUCCGUGGAUGCUGCGCACAUGA
This is a messenger RNA of Penicillium lagena, 3477 nucleotides long. RefSeq names its product serine/threonine-protein kinase. The coding region runs from base 1 to 3477 and encodes 1158 amino acids. The record is from RefSeq and is a predicted model, not a curated record. Gene Ontology annotation, biological process: protein phosphorylation; negative regulation of glycogen biosynthetic process; intracellular signal transduction. Gene Ontology annotation, molecular function: ATP binding; protein serine/threonine kinase activity. Gene Ontology annotation, cellular component: cytosol; nucleus; cytoplasm. NCBI's taxonomy places the organism in Eukaryota, Fungi, Ascomycota, Eurotiomycetes, Eurotiales, Aspergillaceae. The transcript is spliced from 3 exons.